AUGCGAUCAAAGACUCCUUUGGUCGCUUUCUUAGCAGCAUCAAGCUCAUUGGUAUCGGCCACUCAUCUUACGGAUUCACUCUUAAACAAAGUAUAUAAUGUUAUGAAUGAAAUCAAUAGCGCUUCCUGGGAGAACGGAACGAAAUCUAUAGCAAUCUUAGAAUCCAAAUAUCCUGAUCUCUCGGUCUACUCCACUUCACCUUUCCAGCCUUUAGAUGGGUUGAAGUCCGGACAAAUCUCAGAGAUCAUUGAUAUCGCGCAGACCACAUUGAACAAUCGACCUAAAUCGAAUUCGACUACCUCAUCGUCCAAUUCCACACUGAGUGGUAGCUCGUUAUUAGAGGAUGGUGCGGCGGGUGAUCCACCCAGUUUGGGAAUAGCGGUCUUACUGGCCAAUGCAUCGACGAAUAACGAAGAAGUCAAUGGUAUAGGAUACGGAGAUGCUGCUACAUCACAAUUGAAUCAUCUGCUAUAUAAUGUACCUAGGACAUCAUCAGGAGCCAUCUCUCAUAGAGAAGAUCAAGCUCAAUUAUGGUCAGAUAACGUAUUUAUGGUCCCACCUUUCCUUGCAUACUACGCCGUUCUACACAAUAACCAGACUCUCCUCCAAGAAGCUUAUCGACAAUGUUCACUCUAUCGUGAUACCCUCAAACAAGAUAGUGGAUUAUGGGCACACAUCUUACUAGGAACUGGCACACAUGAUUCUGGUCUUUGGGCCACUGGUAACGCUUGGGCAGCGACUGGUAUGUUGAGGGUAUGGGCUACAAUCAAAGCUUCGAGUUAUGCAAGUGACAUGUCGAGUCAAAUGGAUGAUUUAAAGAAUUGGGUAACGGAGAUUUUCGAUGCUUCGCAAGGGUACAUUACCAGUGAUGGAUUAUUGCACAACUACAUAAACGACAAUUCAUCGUUUAAAGAUACUUCAGGUAGUGCUCUGAUGGCGGCAACGGGAAUCCGAUUAUCCACCCUCAACAUAACGGACACCUACGUUCCCAACUCCCUCAAACUCUUAGCAGCGGCAUCAUCAUACAUCAACUCGACGGGAUAUUUGACUCAAGUGGUCAAUCCAUAUGAUUUCUCCAAACAGGGUACAAUUUCACCUGAAGGUCAAAGUUUCGUGGUGAUGGCCUAUGCGGCUUACAAAGAGUGGGAUAGUCUGGGAAGAAAAGGUUCGACUAGCGGCAAUGAUGAUCCCCUCGGAAGCAGUAGUUCGGCAUUUAGAGUCAUGAGCGGAGAUGUACCAGCAUUAUUGGGUGGUCUGUUAGCAGCAUUGUUGGGUGUUUGGUCAAUGAUGUAA
Molecule: messenger RNA, 1293 nt
Organism: Kwoniella mangroviensis CBS 8507
Lineage: Eukaryota; Fungi; Basidiomycota; Tremellomycetes; Tremellales; Cryptococcaceae
Exons: 6
Coding region: 1-1293 (430 amino acids)
Biological process (GO): carbohydrate metabolic process
Source: RefSeq, a predicted model, not a curated record